This is a messenger RNA of Desarmillaria tabescens, 1716 nucleotides long. Its product is annotated as transcription factor PacC. The record is from RefSeq and is a predicted model, not a curated record. Gene Ontology annotation, biological process: positive regulation of transcription by RNA polymerase II. The coding region runs from base 1 to 1716 and encodes 571 amino acids. Gene Ontology annotation, cellular component: nucleus. The transcript has 4 exons. Lineage: Eukaryota; Fungi; Basidiomycota; Agaricomycetes; Agaricales; Physalacriaceae.
AUGUCAUCUACUUCCCCUCCCCCAGCAGAAUCGGAUCCUGCACCGACUCACCGGUGUCUCUGGCAGGACUGUACCCAGUCCUUUGGUGAUCCUGAGCAGCUCUACAAUCAUCUUUGCAACGAACACAUUGGCCGCAAGAGUACUAAUAACCUCUGUCUUACUUGCAAGUGGAAGGACUGCGGGACGUCCUGUGCCAAGCGAGACCAUAUUACCAGCCAUCUCCGAGUGCAUACCCCACUGAAGCCCCAUUCCUGCGAGAUAUGUCAGAAAUCAUUCAAGCGACCUCAGGAUCUCAAGAAACACGAAAAGAUUCAUACAGAGGAGCACCAUGUGCAGCACAAACAUUCAAAGGCCAUCACCGUUGUUGACCCCGUCUACGUCAGCAGAGUCCGUGGCGGUGAAGACCCGAAAAAGCAGUUGAGAGUGCCCAGUGCUCGCUCGACCUCCCACUCUUCGUCAGCCUCUGAAGUCUCUCACUUUGGCCUUCUCCCUACUCCAUCUCCAGAAUUGCCUCAUCAGGCUGCCCACCAUGUCUCGCCCUCAGACGACAUCCAUAUGCUGCAUAACCAGCUGCCGUCAUGGGAGGUCCUGCGUACGGAGGACCCGCCGGUUUCAGCAGGCUCGAAGCGCUCGCAUGACUACAAUGUCGAUGACUUCUUCACCGACAUGAAAAAGAGGCGCGUAAAUCCGUCGUAUGACCCCCGCAUGGCUGAGCGCCUCAACAACCUCAGCUUCGCCGGACACAACUUUAAUCCACGUUCAGUGUCUGUCGAGAUCCGCUCUCCCGAGGAGCUCGCAGCAGUCAACGAAUUUUUGGUCACUCUCGGCAGGAAUGUUGCCGGCCGCCCCCAGCAGCCAUCCCCGCCUUCUACUACCGCUGCCGCCUUCCCGCCCGACUAUUUUGAUCCAGUCUCGCUUUCCCAGCUCGGACUUGCCGGAAUGCCGGGAAUGCCGCCUUCUCAUACGCACUAUUCCCCAGAACCCGCACCAUAUCCGACUAAUUCCCCGCCUCAACAAUACGCCAACUACUCUACCCAGCGGUAUCCAUCGCUUGCCGAGUACCCGCCCUCUACUGAUUAUCAUCGACGCACCCCAUCUGUCUCCUCUGCGCGUUACAUAUCCGGCGGGCCUUACCACCCAUCUCCGCCUUCAGAGCACAGCACCACGCCGCCUCUUGACUUUGAUUACAUCCGUGCUUCUCGCGGCCCUCCGCCGGCAGCAACGAUCUCUCCCGUAGAGUACAUGAACAAGGCUAUGCGGCCUAUGGUACCGCUUAAAUCGGUGCCAACAGCGUCCAAACCAACCCCUGUUGAGCCCAAGCUCAUGCGGGACAUGCAUCGUGGACCUCCCGCUAAGCUCACUUCAUCUUCAUCCUCUUCUUCCACUGCUUCUUCCACGCCGUCUUCCCCGGAGAGAAAGAAGAGCUCUUUGUACCCUCUCCUUACUUCGGGUGAUGCUCAAUAUAAACUAGCUCCACUCGCGUCGUCGUCAUCGGAAAAGACGCUUCCUGGAAUCCGAAGCAUAAGCGACGACCUCUCCCGGAUUGAACUUGGCGCAAAGCGCGAGAUCACGUCCGAAGAGAGGCGGCAUCAUGCCGAACUAAUUAAGGAUCUGCUGGUUAGCAUUAACUUUGAUUAUAAGCGUCGCUACGGCACACCGAAAACGGCCAAGAAGGACCGAAUUGUGGAACGCGAUGUUGAGAUGGUUGCUGUUUAA